Capsicum annuum is the source of this 1464-nucleotide messenger RNA. RefSeq names its product fasciclin-like arabinogalactan protein 7. The transcript is spliced from 2 exons. Lineage: Eukaryota; Viridiplantae; Streptophyta; Magnoliopsida; Solanales; Solanaceae. The coding region runs from base 394 to 1167 and encodes 257 amino acids. The record is from RefSeq and is a predicted model, not a curated record.
UGCAUUUUCUCUCUGAUAAUUCAGUUACAUUGCAUAUUGUGUUUCUUUAAAUUUGUUCAUGGGGGUGGCAGUACUCACUACUAUACAUCUAGUACCUUUAUUAAGUGAGUUCGAAAAAUAAAAAUGUAGUGCUUCAGAUUGAUCUUGGAACUUCAAAGUGAAUUUUGAAUUUCCUAAACCACCGAGUCAAUAUCUAGUCUUAGGAAUACUAAACCUAUAUAUACACACUAAAAAUUUUAAAAUCUUAUAUAUACUGUGUAUUUUUUUGCUGGGUUUCGGGUGAACACCCUUGCCCCCUCUAGAUCCAACCUUGGUGGUACUAGGGGUUUUAUAAAGUAUAUUGCUCAGACUCUUCAUAAAUGUCAUCAGGAUCAGUUUACAAUCUUCAAGAAAAUGAACUACUACUAUAUUGUUGUCAUUAGUCUGCUGUUAGUCCUUUCAACUUCAGUAAAUGGUCAAGCUAUUGGAUCACCAAGUCUAGCUCCUGCACCAGCACCAGGUCCAGAAUACACGAACCUAACCGAACUACUCUCGGUUGCAGGCCCGUUCAACACGUUCCUUGACUACCUCAUAUCCACGAAAGUCAUCGACACGUUCCAAGAACAAGCCAACAACACAGUAGAAGGGAUCACAUUGUUUGUACCUAAAGACUCAGCCUUUUCAAAACUCAAGAAACCUUCUCUUUCGAAUCUCACAGCUGAUCAACUCAAGUCCCUUUGUCUUUUCCAUGCAUUGCCACAUUAUUAUAGUUUAGCUGAUUUCAAGAACCUUAGUGAAAUUAGCCCUGUUAAUACUUUUGCUGGAGGAGAAUUGUACUCUUUGAACUUCACUGAUGUGUCCGGGACCGUUCAUCUUAGCUCAGGAUGGGCUAAUACUAAAGUUAGUAGUGCGGUUCAUGCUAGUUAUCCGGUUGCUGUUUAUCAGGUGGACAAAGUUUUACUUCCUGAAGCAAUUUUCGGGACUGAUAUACCACCAUCCGCUGCACCAGCACCAGCACCAGCACCAGUAGUAGACAUUGCCCCGGCCGCUGAUAGUCCUGAUGGCAAAAGUUUAGCAGCGUCAUCUCCGGAUUCUCCAUCGCAUUCGUCUACUCAUAGGAUGAUGUGUUGGGGCAUGUUGAAUCACUUGUUCUUGGCAAUUGCUGGUGGACUCUUGAUGUUCUUGUAAAUUUUUGUUGUGUAACUUACGUUUGCAUGUUCUGUUCUUAUUGGUUUUGAUGUACACUGUAUUCUUUUUUGUCACACUUUUUGUUGAUUGGGUUAUGUGAGGACUGAGAUUUGUUAUUGGUUACAGUUACUAUUUAUACACACAAAUUGAUUCUUGUUGUAAGUCUGAACUGGGCUCUUCUACUAUCAUGAAUUGGUGGAAAUGAGAAAGUACUACCUAAGUAUUAUGUAAUAGAAGGAUGUUUAUCAAAGUUAAAAAGUUAUGUUUUAUAGAACUGCUUGAAGAUUGGUAAUGUUA